Messenger RNA from Adineta ricciae, 327 nucleotides. Lineage: Eukaryota; Metazoa; Rotifera; Eurotatoria; Adinetida; Adinetidae. The record is from the annotation of a GenBank genome assembly.
AUGUCGAUUUGUAUAGUGUGUUCGACGAAUCUUUUCAAUAUAGGUAAUCAAGAAGCACAGUGUUACACUGAUCGAACGGACAAUGCGCAAUAUGAACAUCGACGAUUGGUGAUCGAAGCACGCUGUGAAGACUAUGGCGGCUGUCAGUAUACUUCAGCACGACUUAAAUCGAAGAGUGCUUGGACUUAUGGACGUCUUCAGAUACGAUCGAGCAAAAGCAAAACUACCGAGUGGUCACCGUUUAUGCCCAGCCAUUUGGAUGGCAAGUAUCAUUUAGCGAUGUGCAGAAUGUUUUCGCUCUUCACACCUGUGUGUAGCGGGGUGUGA